Messenger RNA from Lachancea nothofagi CBS 11611, 336 nucleotides. The record is from the annotation of a GenBank genome assembly. NCBI's taxonomy places the organism in Eukaryota, Fungi, Ascomycota, Saccharomycetes, Saccharomycetales, Saccharomycetaceae.
AUGGAAAAGGGUUCCAAUGUUCUUCAAUUGAAAUACAACGAAUAUAAACAGAUAUUGGAAGACCUUCAAACAAAAAUCAUUGAACUUGGCAACGACAAAGAUGAGCACGAUAUUGUACUUUCAACCCUGCAUAAAACGGAACCUGCUAGAAAGUGCUAUAGGAUGAUAGGUGGUGCUUUAGUGGAGACGGAUGUAAAACACACAAUUCCAGUCCUCGAAACUAAAAAGGGCAACUUAUCUUCGACUAUAUCUACAAUGAAGGCUGAGCUGAUCAAAAUUGCUGAAGAGUUCGAGAAAUGGAAGAAAGACAAUAAAAUCCAGGUAGUGAGACAAUAA